GAAUGUUUCCUUUGCCUUUCAGAUAAUCUGCUGUGUGAUCUGUGAAUGUCUGGCACCACAAAUACCUUCAUGCAUGCCUGACAGUGCUGCAGGGCAGCAGCUGUGCACACCUGCCCAGGCUGGGGGCUGCCUGCCUGGGGAUGCCUCUGGCAAUGCUGGGCAGUGCAGAGGGGUCAGGCCACCACUCUUGAGCAUCUGGAGGGGAAGAGGCUGCCGGGGUGACAGAUGGGGACAGCAGGGACAAGGGAGCAUCUUUUCCCUCUCUGGCAGGACAGGGGUGAGCUGGGGUCCUGCCAGGGGCAGCAGUUCACAAUCACAGAACGGUCAGGCUGGAAGGGACCACAGUGAGUCACAGGUCCAACCUCCCUGGUGGACGUGGCACAGGAUUGUGUCCAGAUGGUUCAGAAACAUCUCCAGUAAGGGAGACUCCACACCUUCUCUGGACAAUCUGUCCCAGUGCUCGGUCACUGUUCAGGUGGAACUUCCUGGGCAUCAGCUCCUGCCCAUUCCUUUUGUCCUGUUGCUGAGCAUCAACAAAACAGAGCCUGGAUCCAUCCUCUUGGCACACUUCUUUAGAUAUUUAUACACAUUAAUGAGGUCCCCUCUCAGCUGGGUCCUCUCAGGCUGAACAGCCCCAGCUCCCAUAGCCUUUCCUCAUCACAGAGAUGCUCCAGUCCCUUCAUCUUCCAGGCUGAACAGCCCCAGCUCCCACAGCCUUUCCUGGUCACAGAGAUGCUCCAGUCCCUUCAUCUUCGUAACCUCCGCCAGACCCGCUCCAGGAGCUCCACCUUCUCUUGUCCUGAGGAGCCCAGACCUGGACACAGCGCCCCAGAGGAGCCUCACCUGGUGUAAACAGAGAAACAGGACCACCUCCUUGCCCUGCUGGCACUGCUCUCCCUAAAGCAAAGGCUUCCCUCGGCAGGCUCCUCCUCCGCGGCGGGGAGGGGCCGAGGCCGCCGGGUCCCGCCGCGCAGCUCCGGCGGCGGGCGGCGAUCCGCAGCCGCGCCCGGCCCGGCCGCUCGGCUCGGCAGGCUGGCUGGCAGGAGCAGGAGAAGGAAGAAGGAGGCAGCAGCGGCGGCGGGAGCAGCAGCCCAGGGGGGAAAAAGCCGCUCAUAGCGCCUGUUUUCCCGAAAUAGGGAGGAAGGUAUGCUUCAGCCGCUGCAGCGAAGGAUCAGAACCAAGUUUGAAAGCAGUAAACAAAGGCAGAGUGAAGAAUUUGCCACGUCGUGACUGAAGGUAGAAGAAAGAAAAAAGCCUGCAAGGAGAUCAGCCCAGCAGCAGAUAUUCCCCAUUUGUGGAAUCCAAAGGCUUUGGGGGAUCUUUGUUCCAUUUCCAGAAGAGCAGAUAACUCUGUCACACGCAGAUCAUUGUGUCACCUGAAAUCUGGUGCCAGCUCUGGUGUAGAUGGCUCAGCUUCCUCCCGGGAUUCGUUUCAUCACUUCAUUCUCACGAGAUCAGUGGUAUAGAGCUUUCAUUUUCUCUCUCACUUUCCUGCUGUAUGCCAGCUUCCAUCUAUCAAGGAAACCCAUCAGUAUAGUGAAGGGAGAGCUGCAUAAGCAUUGUGCAAGUCAAGGUGAGCUGGACUCCUACAAGGAAUAUGCUGCCCAGAUCCAGCCUUUCAAAAAACCAUUUAAUGGCUCUCAGUGUGGAUGGGAGCCAUUUGAUAAGAGCAACUACAAACAGCUACUGGGAGCACUGGAUUACUCAUUUUUGUGUGCAUAUGCCGUUGGAAUGUAUUUAAGUGGACUCAUCGGAGAGCGCCUGCCCAUCCGGUACUAUCUGACAGGGGGGAUGCUGGCCAGUGGACUCUUCACUGCAAUGUUUGGAUUGGGUUAUUUCUAUAAUGUGCAUAAUCUGUGGUUUUACAUAAUGGCCCAGAUAGCUAAUGGGUUGGUGCAAACCACUGGCUGGCCAAGUGUUGUUACAUGUAUUGGCAACUGGUUUGGAAAAGGAAGGAGAGGUUUGAUCAUGGGAGUCUGGAACUCUCACACUUCUGUAGGGAAUAUCUUGGGCUCCUUGAUUGCUGCCUACUGGGUGUCCACGUGCUGGGGUCUCUCCUUUGUGGUGCCUGGGCUCAUCGUGGCUGCCAUGGGAGUUGUUUGUUUCCUGUUCCUCAUUGAACAUCCUAAAGAUGUCAGUUGCUCCUGCACACCGUCCAGUAGUUCUAAAACCUUCCUGAACGGCGCCUCUCGGUGCAGAAUCCCGAUGCCAACCUUAAAUGCUAAGGAAAAUGGCAAACCUCAGGAUCCAGAGAUGCAGCAUUUACUCACUGACAGUGAGAACUGCAGCGUGUCACUGAGCUCCAGCACUGUGGCCACUGGGGAAGGAAGGCAUGGGACAUCAGCCAUCAGCUUCCUUGGGGCCCUGAGGAUACCUGGAGUCGUGGAGUUCUCCCUUUGUCUCCUGUUUGCAAAGCUGGUGAGCUACACUUUCCUCUUCUGGCUUCCCCUCUACAUCACAAGUGUAGAGCAUCUUGAUGCCAAAAGAGCUGGGGAUCUUUCUACACUGUUUGAUGUGGGUGGGAUCUUUGGUGGGAUUUUGGCAGGUCUCAUUUCAGACAGGCUGGAGAAGAGGGCAUCAACCUGCGGAAUGAUGUUGCUGCUUGCAGCACCCACGCUAUACAUGUUCUCUGCAGUCAGUAAAAUGGGCCUUGAGGCUACUGUGGUGAUGCUGCUUAUCAGUGGUGCCCUGGUGAAUGGCCCCUAUGCCCUGAUCACCACUGCUGUCUCUGCUGACUUGGGUACCCAUAAAAGCCUGAAAGGGAACUCAAGAGCCUUGUCCACAGUGACAGCGAUCAUCGACGGGACAGGAUCUGUGGGUGCAGCUUUGGGACCUCUCCUGGCUGGCCUUAUUUCCCCUUCUGGCUGGAACAAUGUGUUUUACAUGCUCAUGGUGGCAGAUGCAUGUGCCUUGCUACUCUUACUCCGUCUUAUCCAGAAGGAACUUCAGUGCCAUGCAGAUCACACCCUGUUCAAAGAGCACUAAGCUACGAGACCAGAGCUGGGAUAAGGAGUGUGCCAGUGGAUGGAGCUCUUCCCUGAAAACCAAACUCCACGGGAGACCUUCUUGUGUAUUUGAAGAGUGUGUGUGUGGUGAAGAGCCCUGCAGCUUUGCUGGGAGCAGUGUGAGACAUGCAGCUGGUAAAUCCCUGAAGCUCUGAUUUUUGCACAUGAAAAAGUACCUCAGGAUGGCAACUGUUCAUCACAUGAAGAGAUGGGGACUUUGGGAAGGUCUCAGCAGCACACCUCAACUGAGCCAAAGAGAAAUACCAAGUGCCUUUUUUCUUUCUUUUGAUAGGAUGUUUUUAAUUGAAACUAUGAACUGUGUAUUUGCCAAAAAUCAAGGCAAAGCUGGAGCAGAAGGAAGUUGAAAUUUUAACAGUCUGUGAGUGACUGUCCCAGUGUCAGUGAGCAAAGUAUGUGUUUCUUAUGUUAUCUUGGGCACACUAGAGCAUCACUUUAUAGAGGACAAUAUCAGCUGGUUAUUAAGAUAUGUGCUGCUAUUGGUAUUUGAAGCUGCUCAGACAAUAAUAACCCCGCUGUAUUAUUAGUUUUUAGCUACAGUACUUCCCAAGGACAGCAUCCAGCCUUUUGGUAGGUUAUAAAAUAGAAUUUCCUCUUGGCUGUGUACUGCAGUUAGCAGUUUUCAUAGAUCCUCUGGAUGGAUGUUAGUCCUCCAUUAGGAUUAUGCAAAAAACCAGGAGUCCUAAGCAACAAAAAGCAGUUUAUGAGUCACAAUUUCCAGUGAGGGCUCUAAUGAUUUUUCAGGGCAUUAUAAACUAAUUGUACAAACAUCACUGGAUUGUGCUGCUCUGCUAGGCUGGGCUGACAUGAGAGGGAUUUCUUUGGGGUGGCAGAGAGCUGUGAGCUGUGCUGGGCUUCAGCCCCACAGGACUCAGCAGGUGAAGCUGCUUUGGUGCACAGGGGUCUCUCUUGGGUUUCAGUGGAAGUUGUCAUCAAAUCCAGGCCUCAAUAUCCAGAAAUCUCUCUCCAGUGGCUCUGGGUUUUAGAUCUGGAGCCAAAAUACCAGAGAAGAAAAUUUACCUGUGUGGGUGGUAGUUUGUAAGAGAACAUUUGGAGUACCUAGUGCUACCCAGAAAAUAGAUGGUUUCAUGUCUUCAGUACAUAUCAGUUCUUUGUACAGCUGUCUGCUUUGCAAACAGAAUGUUUCUGUGAUUUUUUUUUAAUGUUUUUUGGGUAUGAAAUCUUUCUGUGAAAAGAGAUCUUUUUUUGUAUGGGGUGUUUAUACUUAGAUCACAAAGAUUAGGUAAUUUAAACUGUGUUGUUGUCCUUAACUGUAUUUAUUAAAGCUCUAGGCCUUUGUCUUGCUCUAUGCUCUUUAAGUUUUGUGAGACAGUGCAAGAGUCUCUCCACUCGAUUAGCAAAACACUUCAAAAGCCCUGCAAAAUAUUCAGGGAUGUCCCAUCAGCUGCUGGUAACACUUAAUUUCCAGGGCUGUUUUGUACCUGCUCAGUCUUUGAGUUGCUUCACUGGUUUGUUACAGCACUGGGCUCAUUUUUAGCUGUUUUGCUGAGCAGAGGUGCAGGGAUGACCUCAGACCCACAGGGAAUUAGGGAGGGUGCCAGGUCCUUGCAGGGAGCUCUAGGAGGGUCCUGUCCCUGCACUUACCUGGAUGGAAGGUUGACCUCACACAUUUUGAGUAAACCAGGGGGGAUACUCAACGUGUGAACUCAAAAAUCUGUGCUGUGCUUUGCCCGUGGUUAAAUGGGACAGAAUUGUGCAGCAGUGUUACUUGAAAGGACUUCCAUCCUCCUGGAAUGGGAAACUGCUCCUGGAAUGUCACACAGCUCCUCACUCAACCUGGGGCACUACUGAAACAGCCUCUGAUGGGGCAAAAAUAACAUUGCAACCCCCAAACAGCUGUCCUGGCACAAUUUGAGUACCUGUGUGGGGAGGGAGGGAUGGAUGGAGGACCACUUUAGCUGGGUAUUCCAAUCCCUUUCCCCAAAAAUAGUGUAAAACUUUAUACUAGUUUACUGAAACAGUUCAAACUCUGCUGCACUCAGAUUUUGAGAAGCUGUUCCCUGUGGGCUGAAGUCUGAGGUUUAAAAGCUUUUGGUUGUGUUUCUGAAAAUAUUGAAGUGUGUUUUGGGUUUUACUCAUUGGGGCUGCUGCUGCUGUUAUUUAUUUAUUUAUUUGAAUAGCUUUUGCACUGCAGUGACUCGGGUAUGAGGUAAUGACAGAUUACAUUUCAGUCCCUCCAAGCUACAGAUUUGUUGGAAAAAAGAUAAAGAUUUCAUUUCCUUUUUAAAAAAAAGUCUAAAGAUCCCCCAAAUAGUGAAUAAACUGGUGUGUGUUUUGUUAGUGUCAGGUGUCUGUAUCCAUUAAUCUGGAAAUGGGCAAGAUGACAAAGUUAUGUAUGUAAAAAUGUGAGUGACCAGUAGGUACAGCCAAAUUUAAAUGCGACUGCAGGGUUGGUUUGUUGGGUUUUUUAAUGCUGAUUAUUGUGAAUUUCAUCCAUUCACCAUCCUGUGUUGAAUAAAAACAGAUUCUAUUCUGAACAGAGAA
This is a messenger RNA of Prinia subflava (tawny-flanked prinia), 5528 nucleotides long. RefSeq names its product solute carrier family 37 member 1 (gene SLC37A1). Gene Ontology annotation, biological process: phosphate ion transmembrane transport; glucose-6-phosphate transport. Gene Ontology annotation, cellular component: endoplasmic reticulum membrane. The record is from RefSeq and is a predicted model, not a curated record. The transcript has 21 exons. Lineage: Eukaryota; Metazoa; Chordata; Aves; Passeriformes; Cisticolidae. Gene Ontology annotation, molecular function: glucose 6-phosphate:phosphate antiporter activity. Bases 1405 to 2985 code for a protein of 526 amino acids.